Molecule: messenger RNA, 2004 nt
Organism: Purpureocillium lilacinum
Lineage: Eukaryota; Fungi; Ascomycota; Sordariomycetes; Hypocreales; Ophiocordycipitaceae
Product: acetyl-CoA synthetase
Cellular component (GO): cytosol
Molecular function (GO): acetyl-CoA synthetase activity; AMP binding
Source: RefSeq, a predicted model, not a curated record
AUGGUCGCCGAAGAGCAGAAGGGACCUCGCGUCCACGAGGCGCACGAGGUGGACACGUUCCAUCCUCCCCAGAAGAUGCUGGAGAAGCACCCAAGCAAGCCCCACCUUGCCAACCUCGAAGAGUACCAGAAGCUGUACAAGGAGUCGAUUACCGAGCCCAAGAAGUUCUGGGCUAACCAGGCCCGUGAUCUGCUGACCUGGUACCGCGACUUCGAGACCGUCUCCAGCGGUUCUCUCACCGAUGGCGACGUCAAGUGGUUUGUCGAAGGCCAGCUCAAUGCCUCGUACAACUGCAUUGACCGCCAUGCAUUCAAAGACCCCGACCGUGUCGCCAUUAUCUACGAGGCGGACGAGGCUGAAGAUGGCCGCAACGUGACCUACGGCGAGCUCUUGCGCCAAGUCUCCAAGACGGCUUGGACUCUGAAGCAGAUGGGCGUCCGCAAGGGGGACACUGUCGCAAUCUACCUGCCCAUGAUUCCUGAAGCCAUCAUCGCGAUCCUGGCUUGCGUCCGUAUUGGCGCCGUCCACUCUGUCGUCUUUGCCGGCUUCUCCGCCGACUCCCUGCGCGACCGUGUCAUUGACGCCAAGUCCAAGGUUGUCAUCACCACGGACGAGGGCAAGCGUGGUGGCAAGUUGAUUGGCACCAAGAAGAUCGUCGACGACGCUCUCAAGCAGUGCCCCGACGUGACCAACGUUCUUGUCUACAAGCGGACGGGCGCCGACGUUCCCAUGCAGGCCGGCCGUGACCUGUGGUGGCACGAGGAGGUUGAGAAGUGGCCCAGCUACAUCGCCCCUGAGGUCAUGAACGCCGAGGACCCCCUGUUCCUCCUCUACACAUCUGGCUCCACGGGCAAACCCAAGGGUGUCAUGCACACAACCGCCGGCUAUCUGCUUGGCGCUGCCAUAACCGGCAAGUACGUCUUCGACAUCCAUGACGGCGACCGCUACUUCUGUGGCGGUGAUGUCGGCUGGAUUACCGGCCACACGUACGUCGUCUAUGCGCCUCUGCUGCUCGGCGUCUCGACCGUUGUCUUCGAGGGCACUCCUGCCUACCCCAACUUCUCUCGAUACUGGGACAUCAUCGACAAGCACAAGGUUACUCAGUUCUACGUCGCCCCGACCGCCCUCCGUCUGCUCAAGCGUGCCGGCGACGAGCACGUCAAGGGCGAGAUGAAGCACCUCCGAGUCCUGGGCUCCGUCGGCGAGCCCAUCGCCGCCGAGGUUUGGAAGUGGUACUUUGAGGUUGUUGGUAGGGAGGAGUCGCACAUUGUGGACACUUACUGGCAGACGGAGACUGGCUCCAACGUCAUCACGCCCCUGGCUGGCGUCACCCCGACCAAGCCGGGAUCCGCUUCGCUGCCGUUCUUUGGUAUUGAGCCCGCCAUCAUCGACCCCGUCUCUGGCGAAGAGAUCCACGGCAACGACGUCGACGGUGUGCUCGCAUUCAAGCAGCCAUGGCCCAGCAUGGCCCGCACUGUGUAUGGUGCCCACAAGCGGUACAUGGACACCUACUUGAAUGUGUACAAGGGCUACUAUUUCACCGGCGACGGUGCCGGCCGCGACCACGAGGGAUUCUACUGGAUCCGUGGCCGUGUCGAUGACGUCGUCAAUGUCAGCGGUCACCGUCUGUCGACGGCUGAGAUUGAGGCUGCUCUGAUCGAGCACCACGCCGUGGCUGAGGCUGCCGUGGUGGGUGUCGCCGACGAGCUUACCGGCCAGGCUGUCAACGCGUUUGUUGCCGUCAAGGAUGGCAACGAGAUCAAUGAUGCGCUGCGCAAGGAGUUCAUCAUGCAGGUGCGCAAGAGCAUCGGCCCCUUCGCUGCUCCCAAGGCCAUCUAUGUCGUGCCCGAUCUGCCCAAGACGCGAAGUGGCAAGAUCAUGCGCCGUAUCCUGAGAAAGGUGCUCGCAGGCGAGGAGGAUCAGCUGGGUGAUAUCACGACGCUCUCUGAUCCCAGCAUCGUCGACAAGAUCAUCAAGACGGUCCACGAGGCCAAGGGAAAAUGA